Molecule: messenger RNA, 1011 nt
Organism: Diaporthe batatas
Lineage: Eukaryota; Fungi; Ascomycota; Sordariomycetes; Diaporthales; Diaporthaceae
Exons: 3
Coding region: 157-1011 (284 amino acids)
Source: RefSeq, a predicted model, not a curated record
AUUUCAAUAUAUAAAUGAAGCUUCUUUUGCCCUCCAGUGUUGUCCAUCAUCUACUCAACCCACACUCAUUUUCAAGUACUUCAUCAACAUUCAUUCUUUUUUAUUAUCAUUUCCAGUUACUCUCUGAGUAUCACGCUCGCUCACUUAUUCUUCAAGAUGAAGCUUUCCACCAUCCUUCUAGUUCCCGCCAUGGCCAUCACGCCUGCCCUUUGCGCAACAAAGCUUGCCAACCAAGGGACAGUUUCCUUCGACUGUGACGAUAUGCCCGAGGUCUGCUUGAACAUGUGUUUUGGAGUCCACUGCAGAAAUGGUCGAUACAGCAGGACUUUUACCUACGAUGGGGCUGCGAAGAACACACUACAGGCACGCCGCAAGGCUGCUGGGUGUGGCCAGAACAACCGUUGCUCGCAGUUACCUCCAUGGAAGGGUACAGGCACGUCUUGCGAUGAGUUCCCAUUUGCAAACACCAGAGAGGCAGACCAAGGCGGACAAUACAACCGUUGUGUUCCGGGAGGUCAGAACAACAGACAGGGAGGUAGACUCGCUGGCUUCCUCAACCGGGUGAAGGCCAAGAAGGGACCUAAAGAGGAGACGGCUCCAUACCUGUACAACAUUGCUUUCUUGAACAUCGGCCAGAUACAACAUUGUUCCGCCGCCGCACCCAAUCCGUGCGACGCCGACGCCAAUUUGUGGAUGGGCCGGGUACCAGCUAAAAACGGGGGUCCCUGGCAGCCCCGGGCCCGCAGGAGUGCUGCAAUGCAGCCAACUUUCAACCACUACAUUUCAAAGAGAGGAGAAUUCUUCACCUCGGCCGCAGAAAUGUCACCAGGGGAUAAGCUCUACCACCCCUACAUGAUCCGGGAGGCGGAGGCAAAGCUUAACGCAACCCUCGAUGAAGAUGCUCGAAAUGCAAUUUACGCCGACCCGGACAGCUAUGACCUGAUCGAAGAUGAGAUGGAGCGUAUUGCAACAGGCGGUGAGAUCCUGAAUGCUACUUCCACUUCCACUUGA